Nematostella vectensis (starlet sea anemone) is the source of this 2156-nucleotide messenger RNA. RefSeq names its product eEF1A lysine and N-terminal methyltransferase. The transcript has 10 exons. NCBI's taxonomy places the organism in Eukaryota, Metazoa, Cnidaria, Anthozoa, Actiniaria, Edwardsiidae. Bases 52 to 2070 code for a protein of 672 amino acids. The record is from RefSeq and is a predicted model, not a curated record.
AAGUAACCGCUGACCAGCUGCAGACUCACCCUCGUGUGAAGCGAAACAAUCAUGACCUCCAAACUUGUUCCACAGAAAUCUAAUAAUUUAUUCGGGACGGAGCAAUGGAACAAGCUUAUGAAAGAGGUUUCUCGUCCUUAUGAAUGGCACAGUGAAUAUGAGAUUCUGUGCGAUUUGAUGCAUAAGUAUGUCAAGUUGAACGACAGGCUUUUGAGGCUCGCUUGUGGGGACUCCAAACUUGGAGAAAACCUUUACGAUGUCGGGUACCGAAACAUCAUAAGUGUGGAUUCAUCUGAAAAGGUUAUCAAGAAGAUGAGGAAAAGAAAUGACUCUGGGAAACGGGAUAUGGAGUAUACUAGGAUGGACGUCACAGAUCUGAAGUAUGAUGAUGAAAGCUUCAACGUUGUAUUUGACAAGCAAUGGCUUGACUAUACCUUCACAAACACAAGUGAAGACAUUCUUAAAAAAGUAGACAAAACAUUCGCAGAGAUCCAAAGAGUUUUGAAAGUUGGUGGUCGCUUUAUAGUCUGCACUCUUGCUCAGGAUCAUAUUCUUGAUAAACUGUUGGCCCACUUCUCUCAAGGGUGGCUAGUAAGAGUACACAAGCUUAGACAUCAUGAAAAAGCAUCCACCCUUAGAGCAGUGUUUGCUUUUGUUUUUACCAAGACAAAGUCAUCAGGACAACAGUCACCGUUUAAAGUCCUUGAGCUAUGUAUUGAUGACUCAGAUACAAUUCAAAGAGUACAAACUAUAGACGAAAUGAAAGAAGCUAUAGUAGUGAAGCAGAGAUAUGCCCUCAUAAGGGACAUGAUUGCAUUGAAGUUUCACCCUGGUGAGAACUUUACUUUUGACUUUUGGAGCACUGAUCCCCAGAUGAAGGAGCCAAGGUUUUCAUUAACAGUUGUUGAUUCUGAGCAACACAGAAAUCAAAAUGGGAUAUUUGCUAUUUUCAUAGUUCCACAAGGUAGGGAAACUGAAUGGUUGUUUUCCUCUGAUGAUGGCCUAGCUCAAAUCAGUUCGGAUGCAGGGUACCAAAGACUUGUUGUGGUAUCAUUGAACCGUGGCCAUAAAUAUACCAGCAUGGACCAUAUAAAGGAGGAGUUGUCAUCAAAGGUCAUGGAUUUGGCUCCAGAAGGUCUUACUGACAAAACAAAGGUGCCAUUCUUGUCAGUAGGCGGGGAUAUCGGCAUCCGCAAGACUGUGCACGAAGGUUCCAGCUCGCUUAGUGGUGAUUACAUAGUUGAGGACAUCACUAUUGGAGAAGACACAUUCAGGAGACUUGUUUUCCUCAUUAACCCGCACGGUAUCCAGUCUGAAGCAAAGCUCUUUACUGCCAAGGAUGGCAAGAAGAAAGCAGGCCACAUAGAUUUCUCAUUUCUCACUCACUCACAUCACAAGGCUAUGGUUGCAGGUCUGGCAUUAGUAGACAAGCUUCUUGAAAAAGAAAAGAAGAAGCAGGCCCUCAUUGUAGGUCUUGGUGGAGGUGGUCUUGCAAUGUUUAUUUAUCAGUUUUUCUCUCAGGUUGCAAUAGAUGCUGUUGAGCUUGAUGAAGCAGUUGUUAGCGUCGCCAAGACUCAGUUUGGUUGCAUCGAAGAUAAGCGCCUCGCGAUUCAUGUAAAAGAUGGGCUAAAGUUUAUUGAGGAAUCCCAUAUAAAAGUGCCCAGACCGCAGUACCAUGCCAUCAUGUUUGACAUCGACUCUAAGGAUGUCACUGUGGGAAUGAGUGCCCCAUCAAAGGACUUUGUUACCCCGGCCCUGCUAACGCGUGUCAAGGAGUUGCUGCAUAAUGAAGGAGUAUUCGUGCUUAACCUGGCGUGCCGAGACAAACAGCUCAAGGCGUCUGUAAUUGAAGACAUCAAGGCGAGCUUCCCCCGAGUGUACCUGGUGGAUAUUGAUGAUGAUGUCAACGAUGUGUUGUUUGCAAAGCCUCAACCGCCAGCAGAACCCAAACAGGAUUUGCUUGUGGUACGCUCGUCAGUAGAUAAUCUGCAGAAACAUGGCAAGAGUACUGGACUGUGGAACGGUGAAUGUGACUUGUGUGAAAUGGUGGAGGGUUUGCAGAUCGCGUAGCCAAGCCUGUUCUGCCAUAAGCAUACUGUUUUUUGAUGGGUCAAGAUAUAUGGAAAUAUAAUGGAAAUAAAAGUAUGAAAGGAUAA